Molecule: messenger RNA, 2110 nt
Organism: Cyanistes caeruleus (blue tit)
Lineage: Eukaryota; Metazoa; Chordata; Aves; Passeriformes; Paridae
Source: RefSeq, a predicted model, not a curated record
AUGGGUGUAAUUGUCAGUGAAGAGAAUUUAAAUAAUGAAAAGCCAAUAGAGCAGUUGCUGAACUGGUAUCCCAAAUCUGGAAUCUUCUCUGCAGUGUUCUUGGCAAAAUUGCUGAAACGACUCUAUGGUGAAACAUCAUCAUCCUCUCUUGUUCAUACUUCAAGUAGAGAAGAGGAGGUGGUUCUUGAAAAUCUUGGAUCAAAAUCUAAAGAAAAGAAUUUGGAUAAUGUUCAGAUUUCAUCAGCAGAUGCUAGCACAUCAACUAAUACACCCUGUGAAUCAUUUCAAGGUAAUGAUGAUACAGUUAUGUAUCCAAGAAGAAUUUACACAGUGGAUCUUCCUCCAGAGGGUUAUGUUGCAGUUACUCCAGAUGCUCUUAGUAAGGCUAUUUCUGAAAACUCCGGCAGUAGUGCUGACUCAACAGAAGAAGAAUAUCAAGGGCAAACCAAGAGAAAGCGAAUUCGAAAGAAGAAACAAAAGAGCAGUUUACAAAUCUCUAGUAAUUUACAUGGAGAACAAACAGAUUUGGGAAUGCAAGAGACUGUUGUUCAAGAUAAUUUACAGCUGCAGCAAACAGACGGUCCCAAAAUAAGCAAAAACAAAAAGAGGAAAAUGAAAAAGAAGCGACAGAAAGAAAAGAAGAGAGCAGCUGGCUUAGUAACAAAAACUACCAGUCUGGAGUUUACAUAUCAGCCUGACAAAAACAACAAAGAAGAAGCAGCAGGCUUAAAAGACAUAGGUGAAAAGGCAGAUAGCAUUCUGGACUUCCUGCAGGCAACACAACAAAUCUAUUUUGCUGACAAGAAAUCAGAAUGCAGAGAUGCUGCUGUAAAUUCAGCAACUGCCCAAGAGCUCUUACAAUGUCUUGAAUUUCGCACCAUCUCUUCCUCAGAUGUGACUCAUCUGCAUCGGCUGAAAUCCCUUGUAUUGCUACAGGAUAUUGAGAGAUUGAAGGAUGCUUUGAAACAAUUCCAGGAACAGUCUAUGAUGUCUCCUGGGGCUGAAACUCUAGGAAGACUCAGAAACCAUGGUUAUUCCUCUCCGGAGAAUGACACCUGGGUAUAUAAGGUUGCUGCAGACUCAAGCUGCAGCAAAGAUGGUUAUCAGCCGGUCAGACACAGCGCUGCAGCGGGCGGCACUGCUCCUGGGAGUGUUCGGGAUCAGCAUAUCCAGCUACAGCACACACCAGCUAACUCAGACAAAAAGAUUCCCCCUGACCACCUAAGCUGUGUUAGCAUGUGACCCAAGAAGUCCAGGCUUAUGUCAAUACUGCUGAUGAGUGGCUUUUCUGCCCCUCUGAGCGCUCUGGAGGCAAUGAGACACUUUGCAGCUGUGAUUUCUACAUGCAAAGAUAAAUAGAUGGAAGAACUGCAGACUUCUUCAAGAAAGGAAAAAAAAAAUAAUAAUGGCUACCAGAAGCAUCAGAUUUCUAAAUAAGACAAACUUUCUGUAAAUACUAUGAACUUCUUUUGUUGUUCAGUGUAUACAUAGAGAUCUAAAGGUAUAAAAUACAGUGACAUUCAGAGUAGCUGUAAACAGACUAGUGUGGGUGCUGGGCUCUGGGAGCGUCCCUGCGUUGCAGCUUUUGCAAAUGACUCCAAUGCAAAGACUGUUUUUGCAAAGAAGUUAGAAGCAAUAUAUUUCCCAUGACAAGGGUUAGAACAAAUGAAAUUAAUCUCCCUUGGACUCCUUGCACUGUACAUCUGGGUAUUACAGAAUUUGUGCACUCUAGCUUUUUCUAUUAAACAUUUCUUGAUGCCUUUAGAGUAGCACUGUUUGUGUAUUGUGACACGAGCUGGUAGCCUGCUGUCACAGCCUGGAUGGCCACAGGCUACACCAGCCAUAUGGUGCUGGGAAGGGCCCAUGGCUCCAGACCAGAUAACUUCAUAGCUGCACAGAAACUCUCUGUUCUAGAAAGUAUCUGUAACAAUUUUGGGUUGGGUUACAUUGCAGAGUUCAAUAUCUGGCUGUAUUCUUCUGCAAAGUCAACUCAUCUCAUAACACACAUUCUGAUUAGAAUAGAAAUAGAGUUUGACCUUUUUCUCCUACUUCUCCCGUGUUUUCUUCUCAUUUGGUACAACUUAUUCAGGAAAGUUCUCUUACUAUUGGU